AUGUCUCAUCAUAAUCGAACGCAUACAUUACGAAGUCUUGCACCAUCAUCAGCAGCUGCUGUAGGUAUCGAUGGUUUAACUAUACAAUCGAUGCUACAUGAAGGACGUAAUAAAACAUCUAAUAAUUGCACUUUAACACAAACAAAUAUAUCAGCUACAGAAAUUGAAUGGCGAAACAUUGACUAUUGUUUAAUAGACGAAAUUUCAAUGGUUGGUUGUUACAUGUUAGCUCGACUUCAUAGAAUAACUACAAUAGCAAAACAUGCUGAACCAACAAUUCCAUUUGGUGGUAUUAAUAUGAUAUUUCUAGGUGACUUUGUACAGUAUCCACCAGUGCUUGAUCGACCACUCUAUUCAAAUAUAUUAUCACCCACUGAUACUUUAGCUAGUACUCACAAUACUAUUAACCAAACUCAUAGACGAGGUAAUAUAACUGAACGUGAUAUACAAUGCAAAGUUGGACGUGCACUUUGGCUCCAAGUGAAUAACGUAUUCUUUUUGACAGAACAAAUGCGUAAUAAAGAUCCAU
Rotaria sp. Silwood2 is the source of this 529-nucleotide messenger RNA. The record is from the annotation of a GenBank genome assembly. NCBI's taxonomy places the organism in Eukaryota, Metazoa, Rotifera, Eurotatoria, Philodinida, Philodinidae.